This is a messenger RNA of Marmota monax (woodchuck), 3404 nucleotides long. RefSeq names its product ADP ribosylation factor 6 (gene Arf6). Gene Ontology annotation, cellular component: cytoplasm. The transcript has a single exon. Gene Ontology annotation, biological process: vesicle-mediated transport; intracellular protein transport. The record is from RefSeq and is a predicted model, not a curated record. The coding region runs from base 140 to 667 and encodes 175 amino acids. Lineage: Eukaryota; Metazoa; Chordata; Mammalia; Rodentia; Sciuridae. Gene Ontology annotation, molecular function: GTPase activity; GTP binding.
UAGGAGGCUACUUCCACGCAGGCCGCUCGAGCGCCCUCGCGGCGGGGAGCCUUCGUUUCAGUUUCGCGGCGGCGGCGGCGUUGUUGGCAGAGGGGACCCGGGACACCUGAAUGCCCCCGGCCCCGGCUCCUCCGACGCGAUGGGGAAGGUGCUAUCCAAAAUCUUCGGGAACAAGGAAAUGCGGAUCCUCAUGUUGGGCCUGGACGCGGCGGGCAAGACAACAAUCCUGUACAAGUUGAAGCUGGGCCAGUCGGUGACCACCAUUCCCACUGUGGGUUUCAACGUGGAGACGGUGACUUACAAAAACGUCAAGUUCAACGUGUGGGAUGUGGGCGGCCAGGACAAGAUCCGGCCGCUCUGGCGGCAUUACUACACCGGGACCCAGGGUCUGAUCUUCGUAGUGGACUGCGCCGACCGCGACCGCAUCGACGAGGCUCGCCAGGAGCUGCACCGCAUUAUCAAUGACCGGGAGAUGAGGGACGCCAUAAUCCUCAUCUUCGCCAACAAGCAGGACCUGCCUGAUGCCAUGAAACCCCACGAGAUCCAGGAGAAACUGGGCCUGACCCGGAUUCGGGACAGGAACUGGUAUGUGCAGCCCUCCUGUGCCACCUCAGGGGACGGACUCUAUGAGGGGCUCACAUGGUUAACCUCUAACUACAAAUCCUAAUGAGCAUUCUUCACCCAUCCCUCGAAGGAGAGAAAUCAAAAACCCAUUCAUAGGAUUAUCGCCACCAUCUUCACCUCCUUCAAUUGCCACUUUUUCUUUUGAAUUUGAACUCUGGAGUUGCUGUUCUACGGUUGGGGGGGGCGGUUUGGGGAUUUUCUUUUUUCCUUUUUUUUUUCCCUCUUUUUGCUUUGCGUUAGGAUGCUCUGAUCCGACAUUUGACAUGAACACAGUGCUAGAUGCUCUUGUUGACUUACAGCAAAUGGGGUGGGGGAAAUAUAGCAGUUCUUGGUAAAGUCCUUCAUAAUAAUGGUUUGAUUUUUUUAUUUCGAGAGAAUCUUUUUUUCCCCAAUGUAUGCUUUUUUCCUUUUUGCCCAAUUCCUCAUCACUUGCUGUAGAUGGCUUAUUUUGCAUUCAUGCAGACUAUGUUGCAAGUCUGUUUUCAUCUAGUAAACUGAAAAUUAUUGCUUAAUCAAACUGCCGUUUUGUCUUUUAUAUUUAAGCCCCCCCCAUUAGUUCUAACUUUAACUUAGUAAUUUCAAAUGUGACCUUUUAUAUCUGAGACCAGUAUGGUAAACAGCCCACAGUGGCAAGUAAUGAGUAAUAUCAUUGUAAUAUGUUCCAGUUGCACAUCAGUAUGUUAAACAGGUAAUGUAAGAAGUUCUUUGAAAUGUCAGCUAUUAAGUUCUGAAACAUACAUCAUGCAUGAGUAGGAAUAAAACCCAAGUUCUUCUUAAUAUAACUAACUAAUGCUACAAAAAGUAUGAAAGUGUAACCUGUCAAGGAUGCAAUUUUUUUUCACUGCAAAGUCAGCAAUUUUGCUGUUUUCCCUCUUUAUUUAAAAAAUAGACUCUUUCCAGAAAGUGGAGCAAUAAUGGUGUAUGCCACACACAGAUGAGAUAUUUGUAGAUAUUUUAAGUGACUUUUGGGCAAAACUGGAAUAUAUGCUUUUACCUUUCAAACGUCUUUAAGACCAGUAGUUUUAAAAUUACUAAAAACGUUAACUUUUUUAAAUAAUAAAUCAUUUAACAAUUCAAACUACAUGCACCUUUUACCUAGCUGGGAAAAUACAUCUUCCUGUUUUCAUAUUACAGCAACUGAUUAAGCUGAAAAUAUAAGUCAUUUUUUGUAGAUGAGUGAUCCACAUCUCCAUUAAUUAGAACACUGGAAAAAAAUUUAUUAAAAAAGGUAUUUAAUUUUGCUUGAUUGUAGGAUUAACUCAUGCAAAUAGAUACCCUGUUGGUUCAGUAGUACAUCAUCUCCUUUAAGGAAGGAAAUGUGAUGGAUGAAUGAAUGAUGUAUAGGCCUGAGGACAAUUAAAGGGGAAGCAGGAUAAGAGAAAGAACCUACAGAUGACAAUGAAUGUAAACUUAUUUUUCUUAAAGGAUAAGCAGUGUGCUCUCUGGUGAUAUCCAGAGCAUAAAAAGAUUAGCUGGUUAGGACCAGUAACUAGAUUGAGACCACUAUGGUGAUAUUUUGAACCAGUGUUAAUGCUUGAUUCAGAAUUGUGAAGCAGCAUCUGGUUCUUACAUAGCCUUAAGGAUUAAUUUUUAGUGAUCCUCAAGGAAUUAAACUUAGGGAAUUUCAGAAAUGUAGACUGCAAAGGCAGUAUACAGGAAAAGGUGGAGUGGGUUUUGUUUAUGAGGGUGUCUGAAAACAAAAAUUGAGCGGGAUAUCACGGUAUAGUUGGACAGUAUUGGUCCUUCAUGUUUUGGCCAUAUUAUAUAAUGGAGCUUUUACCAAAGAUGUAUGAGAAGGAUAAGGCUAUUUAAAAAUCAACUAUCAAGUAAAUCUCAAAACAUUCUACUUAAAGCAGAUGAGAAAAGGUGCUAUGUUAUAGGCUCCUGCUGGUGCAGAGGGAUUUUUGAAUUCAAGAUGCAACUAAAGUAUAAGGUUUUCAGUUUCACUUUAGUAGAAGUAUCUACAAAUGAGACUGAAAAACACAUCUAAGAACAUUUGGUUGCUUCUUAAAAUUCCCAAAGCUACACCAUAAAUGUAAAUCUUAGUAUUUUAAAUGAUUACAUUUUAAGGUAUAUUAACAUGGGUUAUACAAAUAUCAAUGCUAUAGUAACAUCCUGAAACAAAACAAGCACAAAAGUAUAAAUGCCUAAACUGGAGGAAACUUGAAACCCUCAUGUUAAUUCUUAAAUGUAGUAUUUCUAACUUGUGACAGAUUGGUAGACAGCCAUUUUUUUGUGUCUUAAAAUAACUGGGGGGGGGGCAUAGUUAAAAUUUUAUACAUCAAGUGAUUGCUAUUAUUGAAUGUUGCAGGUGAGAUGUGGUUAUUUUUAGUUUAUUUGAAAUGUCUGAAAAAGGUGGGGUGGGGGAAGCAAAUAUUUGAAAUUUGGGAAACCCUAAAUAAACCUCUUGGAAAAACUGUAAUCUUAACAUUUUCUUUGAGGAUUUAAAAAGUUUAUAGUUUAUAAAGUUAAAUUGAACGUAACCAUUGGUUAUUAAUGGAGCAGGUAAUUAUAGCCCGCAGAAAAGCUAUAAUCUAAGAAUUUUAAGAUUUAAAAAAAAUAUCCUCAAGUUUUUGUUUAAUUGCAUCAAUUUCUGUAUUUAUGUGAAUUUAUAAAUUGCAGUAAGUUUUGAAUGAGGUUAAUCUUGUCUAAUAUAAGUAAAUGAGUCUGUAGACUGUGAUCUCCCCAAACUAAAAAAUACAGUACUGGAAUUGUGUUCUUCAUGGUUGUAGUGUUGAUAAAGCACUAAUAUGCAGAAAAUAAAGGAAUUACACAGUGCA